Molecule: messenger RNA, 504 nt
Organism: Symbiodinium necroappetens
Lineage: Eukaryota; Dinophyceae; Suessiales; Symbiodiniaceae
Source: the annotation of a GenBank genome assembly
AUGAUGAGCGAGGUUUCUUUAGAUUGGCCCCUGAGCAAGGAGGAGCAGAAAAAGAGGAUCAUGCGACUGUAUGACAAGGAUGUCCAAGCUGCCAACGAGCUACUCCAUUCUGGGGAGGCGGCCUUGAAGGUGGCCUUGAAGGCCUUGCACCAGAAGCUGAAGGAUAGCCAAGGGGAGGGCAGCACGGCUUCUCAGGACACGACUUGUCCAGAGCAGAGACACCCUGGAGGCCGUGAGGCUGUGACGUCGAUCCGGUCAGAACCGGAAGAACCCAAGACGCCGACCUCGCCUGCCUGCACCGAGCAAACGGAGCAAACAGAAGAGGCGGCGGAGGAAACUCCGGAGGACGGCGAAAAUGCGGCGGAAGCUGCAGCGCGUUUGCAGCAUGCCAUCGUGGACGCCGCUGCUGCGCUGGCUUCCCUGUUUGGGACUUCAUCCUUGUCUUCCGUGCUGGUGGGCAUUGCUGCCGACGCAGACAAGGACAGCCCAGAGGAGUGCAGUGAG